Periconia digitata is the source of this 3138-nucleotide messenger RNA. The record is from the annotation of a GenBank genome assembly. Lineage: Eukaryota; Fungi; Ascomycota; Dothideomycetes; Pleosporales; Periconiaceae.
ACCAGAAUGAGGGCAGUUUCUGUUGCUCUCACUUGGGCAUGGGGCCUUUGCUCACUGCUGAAUGCUGGGGGAGUUGAGGGAAUGAGUCUUCGUGGAGGAAGGCCUUCCGGGUUGAUGGUCAGAGAUGAGCAGCCAUUGCAAGAUAUUGUGACUUGGGAUGAAGACUCAAUCUUCAUUCAUGGCGAGAGAGUAUUCCUGUACAGUGGCGAAGUGCAUCCAUACCGACUACCCGUUCCCGAUCUCCACCUCGACAUCUUCCAGAAAAUCAAAGCACUCGGAUACAACUGCGUUUCAUUCUACGUCGACUGGGCACUGCUCGAGGGCGAGCCUGGAGUAUACCGCGCUGAAGGCAUCUUCGAUCUCCAGCCUUUCUUCGAUGCCGCCCAAAAGGCUGGAAUCUGGCUUAUUGCCAGACCAGGACCAUACAUCAAUGCUGAAGUAUCUGGAGGUGGAUUCCCCGGCUGGAUUCAGAGGAUCAACGGCACGUUGAGAACAGCUGCACAAGACUUUCUAAACGCUACCGAUCUCUACAUGUCCGAAAUCGGCAAAACAAUAGCCUCAGCGCAAAUCACAAACGGCGGCCCAAUCAUCCUCGUCCAACCAGAAAACGAAUACACCCAAGCCCUCUCCUCCAUAAAACCCUUCCCAGACCCCGCAUACAUGACCUACAUCUACGCGCAACUGCGCUCCGCAGGCAUCGUCGUACCACUGAUCAGCAACGACGCCUCGCCAAAGGGCUACAACGCCCCCGGCCAGGAAGCCCCCGUCGACAUCUACGGCCACGACGGAUACCCGCUGGGCUUCGACUGCGCGAACCCCACUGUCUGGCCCGAUGGCAAGUUACCUACGAAUUGGCGGGAUCUGCAUGAGGAGCAGAGCCCCACGACGCCGUAUUCGAUUCUCGAGUUCCAGGCGGGGAGUUUUGAUCCCUGGGGGGGACCUGGGUUCGAAAAGUGCGCGACGCUUGUGGGAGCCGAGUUCCAGCGCGUUUUUUAUAAACAGCUGUAUAGCUUUGGCGUCACGGUUUUGAAUCUCUACAUGACGUGGGGUGGGACGAAUUGGGGGAACUUGGGCCACCCAGGCGGCUACACAUCCUACGACUACGCAGCCAUCAUCCGCGAAAACCGCCUGGUCGACCGCGAAAAGUACUCUGAGCAGAAGCUCCAAGCAAACUUCUUCGCAGUGUCCCCCUCCUACCUCACCGCCACGCGCGGCAACGCCUCCACGACCUCGCACUCCACUUCCCCAGAUCUAGCCGUGACGCCCGCAUACGGGAAAGACGGGUCAGGCUAUUACUUUGUCCGCCACGAACCGUACAACUCCCGGGACGAAACGCAGUAUAAACUGACAGUGAAGACGUCUGCGUUCGGCGACAUUGAGAUCCCGCAGUAUAACGGGAGUGAGGCGCUCUCGCUGAACGGGCGGGACGCGAAAGUCCAUGUCACGGAUUACGAUGUCGGUGGUGCGACGGUGGUGUAUUCUACGGCCGAGAUCUUCACGUGGCAGAAGUACGAGGAUAAAACUGUCUUGGUCGUGUAUGGGGGCCCUGGGGAGACGCAUGAGCUUGUGCUUGCUGUGACGGGGCUCGAGGUGCUGGAAGGGAAGGACGAGGUGAAGAGUAUCUCGACGCGCGGGUAUACGCUGUUGAAUUUCAAGAGCGAGGCGGGGAAGAGGAAGGUUGCGAGGGUUGGGGUUUCGGCGCCUUAUAUUUAUGUGUAUAUGCUUGACCGCAACGAAGCAUACAACUACUGGACCGUUCCUAUCUCGUCCUCAUCACCCACAAACGCCACUACCACAAGCUCUUUGAUCCUGAAAGCAGGCUACCUAGUCCGCACCGCCUCCCUGUCCAGCACAUCCACAAUCGCGCUGACCGGCGAUCUAAAUACCACAACCACACCCCUAGAAGUCAUCGGCUUCCCUCCAUCAACAGCAAACUCCACAUCCUUAACCUUCAACAACAUCCCCUUCCCUCUCUCCAUCUCCCCCAAAACGUCAUACUCGCUCCAAACAACGCUCACGCACACCCCACCAGCCAUCACCAUCCCGAAACUCGCAGAGCUAGAGUGGUACAAAAUCGAUUCCCUCCCGGAGUUAGGGGCCUCGUACUCUGACUCCGCAUGGGUCGACGCGGAUCUAGCGACGACCACAAACACACUGAAACCGCUCCUCACACCGACCUCGCUGUACGGCGCCGACUACGGGUUCCACACGGGCAGUCUCGUGUUCCGGGGCCACUUCACAGCGACGGGCGAGGAAACGAGUUUCUACAUCGCCACGCAGGGCGGUUCGGCAUUCGGACACUCUGUGUUCCUGAACCAGGAUUUCGUAGGGAGCUGGACCGGGUACGACGCCGCGAUUGUAGGGAACGGGACGUACGCGCUGCCGCGCAAACUCAUCAAGGGCGAUAGCUACGUGAUUACGGUUGUGAUAGAUAACAUGGGGUUGGACGAGAACUGGACGAUUGGGACGGAGACGAUGAAGAACCCGCGGGGGAUCCUGGACUACGCGUUCCCUGGUGCGGGUGGGAACAGCAGCACAAAGGUGGCGUGGAAGAUCACGGGGAAUCUGGGCGCGGAGAAGUAUAAGGAUGUUUUGCGUGGGCCGUUGAAUGAAGGCGCGUUGUGGGCUGAGCGGAUGGGGUUGCAUCUCCCUGGUGCGCUGGCGGCGACGAGGGAUUCGCUGCCGUGGGUCGAGUCUGGUCCACCUCUCUCUUCUUCCUCUUCUUCGGCGACGGGGAAUGCGUCGGCGAAUGCACCGGGGAUCUCGUUCUUCGCGACGACGUUUGAUCUCGACAUCUCAGACGACUACGACGUUCCGCUGUCCUUUGUCUUCGCCAAUGCGUCGUCGACUGCGUACCGUGCGCAGCUGUUUGUAAACGGGUUUCAUUAUGGCAAAUUUGUUUCCAAUGUUGGGCCGCAGACUGUUUUCCCUGUUCCCGAGGGCAUCUUGGAUUACCGGGGGGAGAAUUACCUAGGUGUGACGGUGUGGGUUCUUGAGGAAUCCGGUGUUGGAGGGGGUAAUGGGACGGCGUUGGGUGGAUUGGAGUUGGUGGCUGAUGGAGGGGUGAUUUGGAGUGGGAAGGAGAAGGUGAGGAUUGUGGAGGGGGAGAGGUAUGUGGAGAGGGAAGGAGCUUAUUAG